Eriocheir sinensis (Chinese mitten crab) is the source of this 2478-nucleotide messenger RNA. RefSeq lists its product as uncharacterized. The transcript has 9 exons. Gene Ontology annotation, molecular function: cysteine-type peptidase activity. Gene Ontology annotation, biological process: proteolysis. The coding region runs from base 694 to 2154 and encodes 486 amino acids. The record is from RefSeq and is a predicted model, not a curated record. NCBI's taxonomy places the organism in Eukaryota, Metazoa, Arthropoda, Malacostraca, Decapoda, Varunidae.
GGAGGUUGCUGCCGUGUUAUAUCAUCAUCACAGCAGUCCCACUGCAGGGCAUAGCGGCUGGGUUACCACUUGUCAGAAUGUCUCCUCAGUUUACUAUUGGCGAAACAUGACCCAGGACAUGAAACAUUAUAUUGAAACAUGUAGUAAGUGCCAGCACUACACGCCAAUGAAGACAAAGGCCCCAGAGAUGCGUCCCAUAAAGGUGAAGGAGCCGUUGGAACUUAUAGGAGUCGACUUGGUCGGUGGGGCAAGCCUGCAAGGAUCCUGACUGAUCACGGACGUGAGUUUUGUUCCUCGAUCAACGACGAACUCUGCAAGUUCUACGGGAUCCGGAGGAGUAUCACGUCUGCCUACCAUCCGCAGACUAAUGGACUGGCAGAGAGAAUUAACCAGACUCUGGAGACCAGGCUUUCCAAGCUCUGCAACGCGACCAAGACCGACUGGCCAAACUUCCUGGAUGAAGUCGCCUAUAGCAUCCGCACCCAAAAGCAGCGGACCACCGGGUUCACACCUUUCCGGUUGAUGUUUGCUCGUGAGCACCGGCCACUUCACCAGGAAGAAAUUACAUUUGCUCCUGAGGCUUCUGCACAACCAGAGGGAAGGAGUACCACACCAGAAGUAAGUAGAAAGUAGAUUCAUAUGUAAUGUGCAAAUUCUGGAAGAAAAGUGUAUAUCUCACAAGAAUUGAAGAAUAUGUCUAGUACCUCUCAAGUAAUCUUCUUUUGCAGUUUCUUUUUGUUACAGUUCUUUGAAGAACUUGUUGAACUGCCCUCUUCCGAGGACAUUGCGGAGUGUGUCAAAGAGCAGGACCAGAGGCGUGAAGAACUGCACUCCAAGCGGGAACAGAGAGUUGAAGCAGCCCAAGAAAAGCAGAAGGCUGAGUACAGGAACAGGAAAGCAAGAGGAGUGAAGACCUUCAGCUUCUCUGUAGGGAUGAAGGUUCUUAAAAGAAACCUUCGCAAUGAGACUCGGAAGGGUGGGAUAAUGGAGCAGAAGUGGACUGGUCCAUACAACCUACUGACACUCAACAGAGUCCUUGACAUCGACUCCUCAAACCGUGUGGCACUUGAGGCUGUGAGCAAUGGGAAGAAGCUCAAGAGCCGUACUCCAUACAACAACCUGAGGCCAUUCCUCCAGAGCCAGUUGCACUGUGACAGACACUUAUUGGACCACAGAGAUGGACUGCAGCCCUCCAGCAUUCAGGGACCUGUGCAGCCAUCACCUGACACCUCACAGUUGCCUGCUGAACUGAAUAGCCUGGAGGGACAGCAGCACUGUGAAGCUCGCCUGGCUCCUUCCCUGCAACGAGAGGUUCCCCUGGCCCCUGCCCAUGGAAAUCCAAGUGAAGCGGCAAGGGAAGUAUCCAUUGAAGGGAAGUGGUUGACAGACCUCCACAUAGAUCAUGCACAGCAUUUGCUUGGAAUCAGUUUCCUCAAUGUUUCAGGUUUCCAGUCUACUGUUGUCUUUCAAACUGCAAAAUGUGUGCAUGUUAAAAGUCCCAGUAAUUGCUUUGUCCAAAUUUUACAUGUACACAACAAUCACUGGCUUACAGUAAGUAACCUUCAAUGUAAUGAUAACACUGUCAAGGUUUAUGACAGCUUAAACAACAGCUUGGGAAUCUCAAACAAUUUUGAUUGCCAGCUGGCUGCUCUACUAAACUGUAGUUCACAAUUUAAAGUAGAAUAUGUAAAAGUUCAGCAGCAGGAGGGAUACUCAGAUUGUGGUUUGUUUGCUAUUGCUUUUGCUACCAGUCUUUGUUUUGGCAUCCCACCUGCAACUCAAAAUUUUGUUCAGAAAGACAUGAGGAGCCACCUUGCAUCCUGCUUUCGGAAGGGGGUACUGGAACCUUUCCCAGUCUUUCCCUCUACCAUUACCCCUACAAGUAGCAAGUGUUAUGUUGUGGAUUUGUGUUUACAGUGUAGGAGGCCCAAGUCUGACAAUGGCAGUUUGAUCAAGUGUAUGUUGUGUAACAGCAUGUAUCAUGCUACAUGUGUGGGGGUUUCUACUGACAUUUUUGUUUGUGCUGCAUGUCAGCAGGAAAUAAUGUACCUUUAUAUAUUUCUCUCUCUCUCUCUCUCUCUCUCUCUCUCUCUCUCUCUCUCUCUCUCUCUCUCUCUCUCUCUCUCUCUCCUGUGGCAGAGUCCCCCGUCGUAGGUGUGACUAUUGUUAUACCGGAGCUGGAGUUGACGACAUCACAGCUGCCCUGGAUAAGGUCUCUGCUGAGGCUUCUAAUGACUCCCUGUUUGUUCUCCACACAGGUACGAAUGCCAUCACCACAACCCGGUCUGAGGAACUGCUGGACAAGUACUCUAGGCUUAUCCAUCAGUACAAAUCUAAAUCCCCCUAACAUUUCGAUUUCAGGAGUUCUACCACGGAAGUGGGCAGAGAGUGACUUCUUCAGCAAGGCUUUCAGCCUCAACAACUGCUUACAGACUCUUUGCAGGGAGCUUGACGUUGAGUUCUUUAAUGCCUGGGACA